AUGGGCAAGGGCGCCGGUGGCAAGCGCCAUCCUCCAAACGCGAGGGACCGCUACAAGGGCACGUUGCUCAAGGCCGACCCUACCGACGAUCCACACCCCGCGCACCCCGCGUACUACUCACGUCCAGGUUCCUCAAUGGCCUACUCGCGCCCCGGCAGUGCUAUGAGCGUUGGACGACCCGGAGACUCUUCCUCCGCCUUCCUUCCCCCUCCUCCGGCCAUUCAACCCACUCCUUCGCGCAGCUCUACUCCAGCUCCGUCAAGGUCGGCUGCUCCAUCAAGGGCCACGACCCCAGCCUUUGGCCGCCGGGCCAGCGACGGAUGGGGCCACAGCCGCCCUCCCAGCCGCUCUGCCACCCCAGCGGUCGGCCCCUCCAUGCUCGACGACGACCUCGAGGAUUUUGACCUCACCCAGUUGCCUAGCCUUACUACCAUUGACGGCGAUGAGCUUCCACUGCCCAUCUUCCCUCACCCCUUCUCGCGCCCCGACUCCUCCAAUGCCAUCUAUGAUCCAUUCUGGUUUCUGACUGCGUGGAAGGCCUUCCCCGAGGAAUCAGUUUUCAUCGGCGCUCUCCUCUUGACGGACUAUUGGUUGGCUUCCGAGGUCCUUCCUCCCACCCUUUUGGUAAGUGGAUCCCUCUCUGGGUCUCCAUCUGACCACCAUCAGGCUUCCCUCAAGGCGCUGUUUCAGGUGUGGGUGGCCGAUAGCCCAAGUCGCUCCGAGGUGCAUGAGACAGUGAAAGCGCUCUGGGUGAGCACCCCGGUUGCCGCUGUCCUCCUGACUCUGCAGGCGUUUCUCAAGACGGUGCACAUUUCGUCCAUCGACCGGAUUCUCAGCAAGGCUGAAGUCACCAUCAUUUCCACAUCACACAACUCUGACACGGAGGACGAGGCAGUCCUCAACAUGUUCCAGCAAAUGGUGAAGAUUGAGCGAGGAGUCAAGUCCUAUGUCAAGCUUCAAGGUACUCUUUUCGACCUCGGUAAGAAGAAGGCCACCCUCAAGGCUCGGCACGGGACCCUCGACGAAGCUGCCAAGGCUAUCUGUUGGCUUCUCGCUCUCGGCAUGAAGUGUGCUCUUGAGUGUCGGGCAUACACCUCGGCGGCUUGCUACUGUCCUUACCAUGCUGUUCUUGGACAGCCAGGCCACGACUCUUCCUCUGAGCCUCUUCUCAACCUCGCCUACACCAGCGUGAUCACCCUUGUACAGGACAUGGCCAAAGUCGACGGCCCCGAGGCGAGUGUCAUUCCGACUAUGUUCCAAAUGAUGAAGAUCGAUGUCGCGGCGGCUCUGUCGACAACAUUCUUCAAGCCGGCGAUUCGUCACAAGGUCGAGCCACUUCCACCCAGUAGCGUCGACGUGGUCGUUCAACCCAAGGAGGAGACGGCUCAAGCUGAUCCCGUCCCGGUUCGACUCAGUAUCAACUUCUCCUGGCUUCAACAGACCAUCUACCUUGCCUCCAACCAGCCGUUCCGCCAUAUGGCUGAUAUCUGGCGCAAGGUCGUCACAGGCUUGGCAGAUGUCAGUACCCCUCCAAGGUUCUUCAUCUUCCUUUGGAAUGGCCAGCGUCUAGGAAUGGAAGAGCGGCCCAUGGAUGUUCGGAUGGGUCGCAAAGCCAACAUAUUCGUCCUGGACGCAGCCGAUAUCUGGAUGGCGUCAAUGGUCCCACCAGACGAUGAAUCACCUCAAGACGUCGCUCAAGCCGUGCCACACGUGGACCAGCCUCCGAAAGAGCCCCCGACCAGACCUGAUACUCCGCCACCCCCGCCAGCCGUUCAUCUGGCAACCGAGCCCCCCAAGGCACCUCGCUCUCCCAAGAGAUCUGCGGAGACACCCAAGAUCGUGGGACCCAAGGAUCCUGCUCCGACUGGCAACAGUCCUCCUCCCGGGUUUGCCACCCCCAAGGAUAGCGACUUGGUUCCCGGCAACCGCGUCAGGACUCUAGCUGCUCGCUUUUCAACAAUCUCUCUCAACGUAGCCGCUGCUCCACUUCGGCCCACCCAGUCACGCAAUGUCUCCGGCCCUCAGGACCUCGCCUCUCGUUCUCCCGUUGGCAUCACUUCCUUGACCAACGGCGAACACGCUCCCUCGACCUACGGUGGCGAGACGAGUACGCCUUCGCGACCGGCCACACCGUCUGUUGGUUCAUCCGAAGCCAGCUCGGCUCCCCAAAUCCCGUCUCUGGUUUCCUCCCCGACCCAAUCCCUCAGCCAGACGCUUUCAUCCGCCCUGGACAGUCCAGCGUCGGCAACUCUGCCGCUGAUCACCGUCCCCGCUUAUGCGCUUCCAAACUUUGGGAUGGAGACGGCAACUACCUCGCGGUCGAUCCCUCCUGCCCCAAGUGGGCCUCGUUUGUCAGCGUCUCUCCGCUCCAAGUCAAAUGCCACACGCCAGGCCGCGACGGUUCAAUCACCCGUCGAGGGCAAGGCAACGUGGUCGUCAAUCAAGACCUCGGCCGGCCGUCUCUUCAAGCAGUAG
Messenger RNA from Vanrija pseudolonga, 2475 nucleotides. RefSeq lists its product as uncharacterized. The record is from RefSeq and is a predicted model, not a curated record. Lineage: Eukaryota; Fungi; Basidiomycota; Tremellomycetes; Trichosporonales; Trichosporonaceae. Bases 1 to 2475 code for a protein of 824 amino acids. The transcript is spliced from 2 exons.